Penicilliopsis zonata CBS 506.65 is the source of this 1047-nucleotide messenger RNA. RefSeq lists its product as hypothetical. The transcript is spliced from 2 exons. Lineage: Eukaryota; Fungi; Ascomycota; Eurotiomycetes; Eurotiales; Aspergillaceae. The record is from RefSeq and is a predicted model, not a curated record. Bases 115 to 954 code for a protein of 279 amino acids.
CACUACUACUCUAUAAUAAAUAGUGUUUUCAACUUCAUCUUUCAUAAUAGUUAAAACACUCAACUAGAAUCUAUUUUUUUUUUUCCAUUUCCUUCUCUUCCCUCUAAAGAUAACAUGGCGGCCAUUCCGUUAACAACAACAUUUACCCCCCCGACGGCCUGUCUAAGUGAUCUCUGGGUGGUGAGCACCAGCGUCGGAGGAGCAUGGAUGAAUCUGGGUCCCGGGAAUACCACCGAAUGCCUCCCAUCAGGCUGGUCUCCCACCACGUAUUUCUCUCCAGGCAUCUGUCCCAGUGGAUAUGUCAUCGCGACGAGCACGACGGCUUCUGUGAAUGACGCCGUGGAAACCAUCGCCACAUGCUGUCCGGUAGACUCGGAUAACACGUACUCGGUGCGACCUGCAAGCACUGCAUCGACAUUACAAGCAUGGCAGAGCCUGAUGCACAUGAGCGAGAUCUGCCAAUGGUCCCCCGGGGCGAACGUGCAAACAGCCUUCAAUUAUACAUAUUCCAGCUCCGGCUCCGUCGUCACCGCCACCACCUCGUUAGACAGCAGCGGCCUGAUCAACGCUUAUGGAGUCGAGAUCCGGUGGCAGUCGUCGGAUUUUGCCUCGUCGACGGCAGUGACUACAACGGCUACAGCUACAACUACAGCAACUACCGCACAAUCUCCCUCACAAGCAUCAGCUACAUCGACAUCGACAUCGUCAUCAACAUCGACAUCAAAGUCCUCCUCGGGAUUGUCAAAUGGAGCAAAAAUAGGGGUCGGGGUAGGUGUCGCCAUAGGAGGUGUCUUGGUGAUCAGUCUGGUGGUCGCUUGGUUCCUCUAUCGGAAAAGACAAAAAGGCCGGAAUGCAUCGAGUGAAUUGCCCACCGUGUCGGAUAAAGGGACCGCGAAGAAUGAAGGAGUUCCGGUUGAGCUCGGGGGGGUGUCUUAUCAUGAGAUGGAAUCAUAAUAAUAGUAUGACAAUAUAUUAAUCUCUCUGUAUAGAGUUGGACUGAGAAUUAAGUUAAUGAUUGCACCCUCAUGGUAUAAUCCACUAUCCUGG